AUGGGCCAAGAGGAGUCGGCCAUUGUCGACGAUUCGGUCCCGCCGCACAGCCUGGCGGCCCGGACGCUGUCGGCCGUCGCCGAAUACAUCAAGAGCGGUCACGGCAAGAGAAUUGUCGUCCUCACAGGAGCCGGCAUCUCCACGGCCGCCGGCAUCCCCGACUUCAGAUCGCCCAAGACGGGCCUCUACAACAACCUCGCCCGCCUCGACCUGCCCUACGCCGAGGCCGUCUUCGAUAUUGAGUACUUCCGGCAGCACCCCGAGCCCUUCUACGUCCUCGCGCAAGAGUUGUACCCCGGGAAGUUCCAUCCGACCGUCUCGCAUGCCUUUAUCGCGCUGCUCGCCCGCAAAGGCCUCCUCCAAAUGCUCUUCACCCAGAACAUCGACUGUCUGGAAAGGGCCGCGGGCGUCCCCGCCGACAAGAUAGUCGAGGCGCACGGGAGCUUUGCGACGCAGCGCUGCAUCGAGUGCAAAGGGGAGUUUCCAGACGACAAGAUGAGGGAGCACGUAUUCGACGGCAAGGUCCCCCACUGCGCAGACACGGCCUGCAACGGCAUCGUCAAGCCCGACAUUGUCUUCUUCGGCGAGUCGCUGCCGCCGGCCUUUGGCCAAAACUCGUACAUCACCGCCAUGGCCGACCUGGUCCUGAUUAUCGGCACGAGCCUGACGGUGUAUCCCUUCGCGGGCCUGCCAGAGAUGGCCAGAGAGGGCAAGCCGCGGGUGCUGUUCAACAUGGAGCGGGUCGGACGCGUUGGCGGUAGGACCGACGAUGUGGUUGAGCUCGGGCCGUGCGACGACGGCAUCCGCACGCUGGCCAACGCCCUGGGCUGGAGAGAGGAGCUGGAGAAGUUGUGGCGGGACGUGGUUGGCGAGGAAGAGGCCAAGAGGCAGCUGCAGAGUCAGGAGAGGCAGGAUGCGGCUAUCGAUGACGAGAUGCAGAAGCUGGCUGAGGGCGUAGAGGCAGCGCUCAACUUCGACGAGGUGAAAAUGGGACCCGAAGAUGACGCCAAUAAGCAUGGAGACAUGGGUACAACUGGCCGAGAUGCACCACCACCAGAUUACCGCGAGCAGGACAGCGUUCCUUCAUCGCCGGAGACACCGGAGAAGACCGCGGUUGCCGGAAAGGCUGGCCCUGGGUCAUCGCCCGUCAAGGCAUCAGGGGAGCCAAAAAAUGCGACUACAACCGAACCAGGCUCUGACGAGCGAAAGGAAGAGCCGCCGUCGACAACCACCGACGCCGUCGAGCAUAAGGGCGAAGGCAAGCUAGACAGCAGUGACGGGGACGAGCAAAAGCCACCGCUGUGA
Molecule: messenger RNA, 1305 nt
Organism: Hirsutella rhossiliensis
Lineage: Eukaryota; Fungi; Ascomycota; Sordariomycetes; Hypocreales; Ophiocordycipitaceae
Product: sir2 family domain-containing protein
Exons: 2
Coding region: 1-1305 (434 amino acids)
Molecular function (GO): NAD+ binding
Source: RefSeq, a predicted model, not a curated record